AUGCGCAUGCAGGCUCUAGUCAUACGCGAGAGGAUCCUCGGGCCCGCUCAUCCCGACACUAGUUAUUACAUCAGAUAUCGCGGAGCUGUCUAUGCUGACUCUGGGAAGUUUGAGAGAUGCAUCGAGCUCUGGAAUUACGCGCUGGAUAUGCAGCAGAGCAUGCUGGAGCCUCUUAAUACUAUGACUCAGAGCUCGUUGUUUAGUUUUAUUGAGUUGUUUAGUUUUAUGGUCGCCGGUGCUGAUCCAACUUGCAAGGACAAUGACGGCAACACAGCGUUGCAUUUAACAGCAAUAUCUUAUCCAUGGCGAACCGAUUUAGCGACGAUAUUAUUAUGCGGUGGUGCGCACCUCGAUACCGUCAACAAUGACGGUCACACGUAUGAAUCAUUACUCGAUGAUAAAAUAAGAUUCAUGACACUUAAUCCUAUUAAAUACACGACUCUUAUGUGUUUAGCGGCCCGUGCUAUUCGUAAAAAUAAUAAUUAUAUUGAUAUCAAUAGGGUACCCGUUCAUUUGAGAGAUUUUGUUCUUCAACACUAG
Molecule: messenger RNA, 540 nt
Organism: Cotesia congregata
Lineage: Eukaryota; Metazoa; Arthropoda; Insecta; Hymenoptera; Braconidae
Source: the annotation of a GenBank genome assembly